CAUAUAAAAAAAUUCAAAUGGAUUUUCAAAAACACUUUAGACCAUAUUUAUUACAUAUAUUUAAAAGAUUUUUAAUUUUUCAAAUUAUUUUUUAAUAUUUUAAAUUAUUUUACUGGAAAUUUGAUUUGAUAUAAUCUCGGAUAUUUGGGCUGACUUUUCAUCGUAUUUAUUUUCUCCCAUAGGCCUAAAACAACGAAACCCAUCAUCAUCCAUCAAUUCUCUGCUUUACAAAACGACACAACUCCACCAGAUUCAGACAAAAGGCCAAACAUCCGCCACGUCACACUUCACAAAAUCAACACCACGUGUCACUUCCACAACUCGUCGAGGAAAAAAAAAAAGAAAGUAGAUGACGUUACAGUUAACAAACCAACCCGCGAAUGUCGGCUUCGUCGUUCUCCUCUCCUCUCACACACCCACUUCGCAGAUUCAACCAUCACCAUCUCUCAAACAAACCCGUUUCCUCUCUGUUCUUCUGCUCCGCCGCGAAAAUGAACGGAAAUAUACACUGUGUACCAGGUCUCGGCGAAGAAGAGAUGGACACGGUUGUUGGAAAAACGUUUGAGAGAUACGCAUUGCCUUCUUCUUCUUCUUCUUCAUCAAAGAGAACCGGCAAAGGAACCACGAUCUUAUGGUUUAGAAACGAUCUUAGAGUUCUUGACAACGACGCAUUGUACAAAGCUUGGUGUUCCUCCGACACCGUUUUGCCUGUUUACUGUCUUGAUCCUCGUCUCUUUCACACUACUCACUUCUUCUCCUUCCCUAAAACAGGAGCUUUGAGAGGUGCGUUUCUUAUGGAAUGUUUGGCUGAUUUGAGAAAGAACCUGAUGAGAAGAGGAUUGAAUCUUCUUAUCCGGAAUGGUAAACCAGAAGACAUUCUUCCUUCUCUUGCCAAAGACUUUGGAGCUCAUACAGUGUUUGCUCAUAAAGAAACGUGCAGCGAGGAGCUACAUGUUGAGAGGCUUGUGGAUAAGGCUUUGAAAGGGGUUGGGAAUGGGACUAAGCUUGAGCUUAUCUGGGGAAGCACAAUGUACCACAAAGAUGAUCUUCCUUUUGAUGUUCUUGAUUUGCCUGAUAUCUACACUCAGUUUCGUAAGUCGGUGGAAGCGAACUGUAGAAUCAGAAGCUCCACUCGUAUUCCACUAUCUUUAGGGCCAACACCUUGUGUUGAUAAAUGGGGAGAUGUUCCAACUCUUUCUCAACUUGGACUUGAGCCACAAGAGGUGACCAGAGGGAUGAGAUUUGUUGGUGGUGAAAGUGCAGGAGUAGGCAGAGUUUUUGAGUACUUUUGGAAGAAGGAUCUUUUGAAAGUAUACAAAGAGACGAGGAAUGGAAUGUUGGGACCUGAUUACUCAACUAAAUUCUCACCAUGGCUUGCCUUUGGAUGUAUCUCUCCUCGGUUUAUCUAUGAAGAGGUUCAAAGAUAUGAAAGAGAAAGAAUAGCAAACAACUCAACAUACUGGGUGUUGUUUGAGUUACUAUGGAGAGAUUACUUCAGGUUUCUUUCAAUCAAGUGUGGCAACUCUUUAUUCCAUCUAGGUGGUCCAAGAAAUGUGCAAGGGGAAUGGAGUCAAGAUAAGAGGCUGUUUGAGUCUUGGAGAGAUGGCAAGACAGGGUAUCCUCUUAUAGAUGCAAACAUGAAGGAGUUAUCCACUACAGGUUUCAUGUCAAACCGAGGCAGACAGAUUGUUUGUUCGUUUCUUGUGAGGGACAUGGGCUUGGACUGGCGCAUGGGUGCUGAAUGGUUUGAGACAUGUCUAUUGGACUAUGAUCCUUGUUCUAAUUAUGGAAACUGGACCUAUGGAGCAGGAGUUGGUAAUGAUCCAAGAGAAGACCGGUACUUCAGCAUCCCCAAGCAAGCACAGAACUAUGAUCCAGAAGGAGAAUACGUAGCGUUUUGGGUGCAGCAGCUGCGUCGGCUUCCAAAAGAGAAGAGGCAUUGCCCAGGGAGAUUGAUGUAUAUGGACACAGUUGUGCCAUUGAAGCAUGGUCAUGGUGGUGGUAAUGCUCAAACGUCUCGAGGGUCAAAGUCUCGUGGUGGUUUCAGAGAUAAUCACAGUGGGAGACGUUGAAGACACCAAAAGGUCCUUAGAGAAACUAUACUUCACAAGAAUUUGUAUUAUCAUUAUUAUUAUUAUAUAUAAACUAUGCAGUAUUCAUAUUGCACGUUUGAUUAAAACUACAUAGCAAUCAUAUAUAUUACACGA
Molecule: messenger RNA, 2207 nt
Organism: Brassica napus (rape)
Lineage: Eukaryota; Viridiplantae; Streptophyta; Magnoliopsida; Brassicales; Brassicaceae
Product: cryptochrome DASH, chloroplastic/mitochondrial-like
Exons: 13
Coding region: 381-2072 (563 amino acids)
Biological process (GO): photoreactive repair
Molecular function (GO): DNA binding; DNA photolyase activity; FAD binding
Source: RefSeq, a predicted model, not a curated record